AUGACAAAUUGUUUUUUAGCGUCAGAUUUGAAAAAAAGUAAUUCUUUUAAUGCUCUUCAUUUGAAUUUGUUUCUUAUCAAUGAUAAAAAGGAUAAAGCAGCAAAAUUAUUGCUUAAAUCAUGGGAAAAAAUUAUACGAAAUAUUUUAUUGCCGAAAUAUUUGGAACGAUUAAUGGAAGAAAUUACUAUGCGUAAGAAAAAAUUGGAUACGAAAAUAAAUACAAGAAAUGAUGAAUAUUUACGGGAAGAAUUUCAAAAUGGUGAAUUAUACAUAAACAUUGAUAACGAGGAUGUAAUCUAUGAUAAGCCGAAGAAAAUCAUUGAAUGGAUGCUAACAAGAAAAGAGAUUGAGAAUAUCAGUGAAUUGAUUAAUGAUAUGGAUGAAAUAAGACGAAAAGAUGGAAAUGAUAAGGAAAUUAUGGAAAAAGCAGCAAUCAAAAUCCAACAAUGGUGGAAAAACGAUCAUUUUUGA
This is a messenger RNA of Loa loa (African eye worm), 471 nucleotides long. RefSeq lists its product as hypothetical. Bases 1 to 471 code for a protein of 156 amino acids. The record is from RefSeq and is a predicted model, not a curated record. The transcript has 4 exons. NCBI's taxonomy places the organism in Eukaryota, Metazoa, Nematoda, Chromadorea, Rhabditida, Onchocercidae.